This is a messenger RNA of Colletotrichum truncatum, 1950 nucleotides long. Its product is annotated as NupC family nucleoside transporter. Gene Ontology annotation, molecular function: nucleoside transmembrane transporter activity; symporter activity. Gene Ontology annotation, biological process: nucleoside transmembrane transport. The record is from RefSeq and is a predicted model, not a curated record. Lineage: Eukaryota; Fungi; Ascomycota; Sordariomycetes; Glomerellales; Glomerellaceae. Gene Ontology annotation, cellular component: plasma membrane.
AUGGCUUCCCACGUCACCGAAGUCAACCAAGCCGCCGACAAGCCGCCGUACCAAAGCCCGGCCGGCACGCCGCCCCGUCGUAACUCGGACCCGGCGCUGGAGAUCUCCAACCAACACCAACACCCGCACGUUCACCACUCCUCUCGUAUCGAUGCGAAAGGGCACGAGGACAACGUCGUCUACACUCAGACUGGCCAGUCCACGGUCCCCCACCAGAGCCAUCUCCACCAACACCAUGAGCCGCUCGACAUCGAGAAGGGGGGUAGCCCGGAUAAGCUGAGCGGCCCUCCCGAUUACGAUGGUGAGAAACCCGGUAUUGUAUCUCCUCCCUCUGAGGAGGAACGCCGGAAGCGCUUCAACAUGGGCGCCUUUUACAAGAAGUACAAGUGGGCUUUCCACAUUUUCUUCGGCGCGUUCUUCACCGGCUGGUGGAUCGCGUCGCUGGUCUUGCAUCGCCACGACAAGAACUGGGUCGUGCCGUUCCUCGUCUGGCUCGGUAUCAUGCUCCGCCUGGUGUUCUUUUACGUGCCCAGCUCCUACGUCUCCCGCCCGAUCAAGUUCGUCUGGCAGCACUCGGCCGUCUUCAUCUACAAUGCCAUCCCCGCCAAGUUCCGCACCUUUGCCGGUGCUGCACUGACCAUUGCCGUCAUGCUCGUCGGUUCGUUCGUCUCGGAGGAGGAGGCCGACAACACCCGCGAGAACCGCGCCGUGUCCAUCUUUGGCCUGAUUGUCAUUCUCUUCUGCUUCUGGGUCACCUCCAGAGACCGCAGGCGCGUCAACUGGCGCCCUGUCAUUGGUGGCAUGCUGUCGCAGUACAUCAUCGCGCUCUUUGUGCUCCGCACUAGCGUUGGUUAUGACAUCUUCAAGUUCAUCGCUGAUCGCGCUGGAGACUUGCUUGGCUUCGCCGAAAAGGGAACUGCUUUCCUGACUUCCCAAGACAUUGUUGACCUCCAUUACUUCAUUUCUGGCGUCAUUCCUCCCAUCAUCUUCUUCGUCGCUAUUGUUCAGGUCCUGUACUUCAUUGGUUUCCUGCAAUGGUUUAUCGGCAAGUUCGCGACUUUCGUCUUCUGGGCUCUUCGUGUGUCCGGUGCCGAGGCCGUCGUCGCUGCCGCCACCCCCUUCAUCGGCCAGGGUGAAUCCGCCAUGUUGGUUCGUCCUUUCGUUCCUCACAUGACCAAGGCCGAGAUCCACCAGAUCAUGACCUGCGGUUUCGCGACCAUCUCUGGUUCCGUUCUCGUCGGCUACAUCCGCCUGGGUCUCAACGCCCAGGCCAUGGUGUCGUCGUGUGUCAUGUCCAUUCCCGCCUCCAUCGCCAUCUCCAAGCUUCGCUACCCUGAGCGGGAGGAGACCUUGACCGCCGGAAAGGUCGUCAUCCCCGAAGAUGAUGAGCAAGAGGCCAAGAACGCCAUCCAUGCCUUCGCCAACGGUGCUUAUCUUGGUAUCAAGAUUGCCGGUACCAUUGUGGCCUCGAUUCUUUGCAUCUUGGCCUUCAUUGGUCUUGUCGAUGGCCUGCUGUCGUGGUGGGGAAGGUACCUCAACAUCAACGACCCGUUGACCCUGAACCUCAUCAUUGGCUACAUGUUCUACCCGAUCGCUUUCUUGUUGGGUGUUCCCCGCAAUGGUGACCUGCUCAAGGUUGCUCGUCUGAUUGCCCUCAAGGUUGUCGCUAACGAGUACGUUGCUUUCACCGAGAUGUCGAAGGCUCCCUACACCGACCUUUCCCCGCGCUCCCAGCUCAUUGCUACAUACGCCCUUUGCGGCUUCGGCAACAUUGGUUCUCUCGGUAUCCAGAUCGGUAUCUUGAGUCAGCUUGCCCCCAGCCGUGGUGGUGACGUUAGUGCCUUGGCCGUCUCUGCCCUCAUCUCGGGUGUUAUGUCGACCCUGACUUCCGCCGCCGUUGCCGGCCUCGUCGUUACCCACCAGUCGACGGUGUUUGGAGGUGCGAGCUAA